Ochotona princeps (American pika) is the source of this 2745-nucleotide messenger RNA. It is a transcript of the gene RAP1GAP2, whose product is annotated as RAP1 GTPase activating protein 2. The record is from RefSeq and is a predicted model, not a curated record. Gene Ontology annotation, molecular function: GTPase activator activity. The transcript has 24 exons. Lineage: Eukaryota; Metazoa; Chordata; Mammalia; Lagomorpha; Ochotonidae. Gene Ontology annotation, biological process: regulation of small GTPase mediated signal transduction; activation of GTPase activity. Gene Ontology annotation, cellular component: cytoplasm; plasma membrane. The coding region runs from base 279 to 2501 and encodes 740 amino acids.
UGCGGGCCGGGCCGCGCCCCGGAGCGAGCCUCGGACAUGCUCGCGCCCGGGGAGCGUUCGCCGGCCGCCCGGCGGGCAGGGAGCAGACGCUGAAGGUCGUCAGGAAGUGAGCGCCGGGUCACCUGACCCCUCCGGGGCGCACCUAGGCGGGGCGGGGCCCAUGCCAGGCAGGCGGCCGGGGCGCGGGCGCGGGCGCAGGGACCGGCGCGGGAGGCAAGGACGCGCGGCGGACGGACUGGCGGGCGAGGGCGCGGCCGGGCUCGGCCGGUGGCCUCGCCAUGUCCCAGCCGGCGGAGAGGAUGCAUUGCCGAAAGGCGGGGAUCCGCGCCGCCGUGGUGCUCAUCGGACUCCUGCACAAAUCCCGAAAGCAGAAUAAAGAGAAAAGGAAGCAGGAGCUGGCCAACAGCUCGGAUGUGACCCUCCCAGACCGGCCACUGUCCCCUCCUCUCACGGCACCUCCCACCAUGAAGUCGGCUGAGUUCUUCGAGAUGCUGGAGAAAAUGCAGGGGAUCAAGCUCGAGGAGCAGAAGCCGGGACCCCAGAAGAAUAAGGAUGACUAUAUUCCAUACCCCAGCAUCGACGAGGUUGUGGAGAAGGGAGGCCCGUACCCGCUGAUCAUCCUACCCCAGUUUGGAGGCUACUGGAUCGAGGACCCAGAGAAUUUGGGCACCCCGACCUCCCUGGGCAGCAGCACCUGUGAGGAGGAUGAGGAAGACAGCCUCAGCCCCAAUGCCUUUGGCUACAAGCUUGAGUGCAAAGGUGAAGCCAGGGCCUACCGCAGACACUUCCUGGGAAAGGAUCACCUGAACUUCUACUGCACAGGCAGCAACUUGGGGAACCUCAUCCUGUCCAUCAAGUGUGAGGAGGCUGAGGGGAUAGAGUACCUUCGCAUCAUUCUCAGGUCUAAGCUGAAGACAGUGCAUGAGCGGAUCCCUUUGGCUGGACUGAGCAAGCUGCCCAGUGUCCCUCAGAUCGCCAAGGCCUUCUGUGACGAUGCAGUGGGGCUGAAAUUCAACCCUGUCCUGUACCCCAAGGCCUCCCAGAUGAUCGUGUCCUAUGAUGAGCAUGACGUCAACAACACAUUUAAAUUUGGGGUCAUUUAUCAGAAAGCCAGGCAGACCCUGGAGGAGGAACUCUUUGGGAACAACGAUGAGAGCCCAGCUUUCAAGGAGUUCCUGGACUUGCUGGGGGACACAAUCACGCUGCAGGACUUCAAAGGUUUCCGUGGAGGCCUGGAUGUGAUGCAUGGGCAGACAGGCGUGGAAUCAGUGUAUACAACCUUCCGGGACAGAGAAAUCAUGUUUCAUGUCUCCACAAAGCUGCCAUUCACGGAGGGAGACACCCAGCAGCUGCAGAGAAAGAGACACAUUGGCAACGACAUCGUGGCCAUCAUCUUCCAAGAAGAGAACACGCCGUUUGUCCCAGACAUGAUUGCCUCCAAUUUCUUACACGCCUACAUCGUUGUGCAGGCAGAGGCCUCUGGCACAGAGAUCCCAUCCUACAAGGUGUCUGUCACUGCCCGGGAAGACGUCCCUGCCUUUGGCCCGCCUCUGCCCAGCCCGCCUGUCUUCCAGAAGGGCCCGGAGUUUAGGGAGUUUCUUCUGACCAAGCUCACGAAUGCUGAGAAUGCCUGCUGCAAGUCAGACAAGUUUGCCAAGCUGGAGGACCGGACGAGGGCGGCGCUCCUGGACAACCUUCAUGAUGAGCUGCACACGCACACCCAGGCCAUGUUGGGGCUGGGCCCUGAGGAGGACAAGUUUGAGAACGGAGGCCAUGGGGGAUUCCUGGAGUCUUUCAAGAGGGCCAUCCGCGUGCGCAGCCACUCCAUGGAAACCAUGGUAGGCAGCCAGAGGAAGCUGCAUGGUGGGGGCAUCCCAGGCAGCCUCAGCGGGGGCAUCACCCACAACAACAUGGAGGUCACCAAGACCACCUUCUCGCCUCCAGUGGUGGCAGCAACAGCAAAGAACCAGUCACGGAGCCCCAUCAAGCGACGCUCGGGGCUCUUCCCGCGCCUGCACACGGGCUCUGAGGGUCCCGGGGAUGGCCGGACGCGAUGCGACAGCUCCUCCAGCACCCCUAAGACCCCGGACGGCGGACAUUCUUCUCAGGAGAUUAAGUCUGAGACCUCCUCCAACCCCAGCUCUCCAGAAAUCUGCCCCAACAAAGAGAAGCCCUUUGUCAAGUUGAAGGAGAAUGGCCGGGCCAGCAUCUCCCGCUCGUCCUCCAGCACCAGCAGCUUCAGCAGCGCUGCGGGCGAGGGCGAGGCCCUGGAGGAGUGCGACAGUGGGAGCAGCCAGCCAUCCACAGCCUCGCCCUUCAAGCAGGAGGUGUUUGUCUACAGCCCGUCCCCGAGCAGCGAGAGCCCCAGCCUGGGGUCAGCCGCCAUUCCCAUCAUUAUGAGCCGGAGUCCCACGGAUGCCAAAAGCAGAAACUCCCCAAGAUCCAACCUGAAAUUCCGCUUUGAUAAGCUCAGCCAUGCCAGCUCCAGUGCGGGUCACUAAUGGGAGAGAGAGUCCUUCGCCUGUCCGAGGGAAGGCUCCUGGUGCAGCAGUUUGGGGGUGCCGUCUGCGACUCCACUCAAUACAGACCCUCUACCUCCCUGGCGGUCUGGCUACCAGACUAGCCGUCUUGUUCCCUGUGUCCCUACCCGGCCAUGGCCCUUCGCCAGCACAGCCCGCCAGCACUUUCCUGUGCCCCUGACAAGGCCUCAUUCCUUGGGGCUCCCCAGGCGCAGGGCCUCCCAGG